This is a messenger RNA of Equus caballus (horse), 1693 nucleotides long. Lineage: Eukaryota; Metazoa; Chordata; Mammalia; Perissodactyla; Equidae. The record is from RefSeq and is a predicted model, not a curated record.
GACCCGCCUCGCGCUAACAGGCCCGAGGCAUGGCUGUUAGGCGCAACGAGCCCUCAAUUCUGCCUCCAGGUCUCUGGGAAUGAAGAAGUUGAUCUGAGUCCACUGGACUCAGAUCAACAGACGGAGAAAUCUCAGGCCUUUAUUCGGAGUCAAGGAGAGGACCCUGAGUGCCCUCAUUGCCUGCCCUCCUGCCCACACUCCUGCCUGCUGUCCCUGACCAGUGUCAUCAUGCCUCGGGGGCAGAAGAGUAAACUCCGUGCCCGUGAGAAACGCCGUCAGGCCCAGAUUGAGACUCAGCGUCUCCAGGAUGCUCAGGCCACUGAAGCAGAGGAAGGGUCCCCUUCCUCCCCCUCUCCUUCUUUUGGUGGUAGUCCCAAGAGCUCCCCUUCUGCUGGGUCAGGUAGCAAAUCCCAGAGGUCUCGGAGGGCCCCACCCACAACCAAUACUUCUGCAGGUGUUUCAUGCACAAGGUCUGAUGAAGGUGCCAAGAACCAAGAUGAGGAAAGACCAAGCACCUCCCAGGCAUCAGCCAGCACUGAUGAUCCUCACAGAACCCCUCUAGAUCAGAAGGCAAUUUUAUUGGUGGAAUUCCUGCUGCGCAAGUAUAACAUGAGGGAUCCCAUAACAAAACAAGAUAUGAUGAGGCAGGUCAUCAAAAAGCACAAAGCACACUUCCAUGUGAUCCUCAAGAAAGCUUCUGAGCUAAUGGUGCUGGCCUUUGGAAUUGAUGUGAAGGAAGUUGAUCCUAUUAGGCACCGCUAUGUCCUUGUCAGCAAAUUGCAGCGCACCUCUGAUGACAGGCUGAGGGGUGAGAAGAUCAUGCCCAAAACCGGCCUCCUGAUGACUAUCCUCUGUGUGAUCUUCAUGAAGGCCAACUGUGCUGCGGAAGAGGAUAUCUGGGAAGUACUUAAUGUGAUGGGGAUAUAUGCUGACAAGAAGCACUACAUCUAUGGGGAUGCCAAUAAGCUCAUCACUGAAGAUUUCGUGCAAGAAAGGUACCUGGAGUACCGGCAGGUGCCCAACAGCGAUCCUCCACGCUAUGCAUUCCUGUGGGGUCCAAGAGCCCAUGCUGAAACCAGCAAGAUGAAAGUCCUGGAAUUUUUGGCCAAGCUUCAUGAUACCGUCCCUAGUGCCUUCCCAGCCUGGUAUGAAGAAGCUUUGCGAGAUGAGGAAGAGAGAGCCCGAGCCAGAUUUGCAUCUUUGCUUCGUAUUGGUACCACGGCUAAUGUGCCUUCCGGGGUCAAUCUUGGCAGCUUGUCCCAGCUGUAGUGAAAUUUGAAGCACCUUCCUCACUUUGUGUUUGAAGUAUUGUGAAGGCUUAGGUGAAGGGAUUACAUUAAUAACUAGUAGAUUCAUCUUUUGUUGUUGAAAGUUUUCAAAUGUUUCUUUUAAAAAAAGUUUAAAGAACUUCAGAAUCUAAGUGUAUGAAUGAUAUUGGUUACAUAUUUAAUGCUGUUUCUGAGGUUUAAGAGUAAGAGUUUUGCAAUUUUAUAAAAUAAAUUUAGUAACUUUCCAUCUUAUUUAGUGAUCUGGAACAAGAAAACAUGGCAUUGGAAUAGGCAUUUCCUUAGAAACGUGAAAGAAAUUAGCAAUAACAUAUUUGGGACCAAAAAAUAGAGAAAAAAGUGAAAGACCAAUUUUUGGUUUCCCUUAUUUCUUGCAUUCAGCUGUUCUAUAAAAUAAAAGUUAUAUA